AUGGCUGAUUACUUGGAUCUACAAAUUUAUGCUAAUCAACAAGAUGCAGUGGACCAUUCUCUCUAUACAUCUCUCAAUCAAUCAGAGUGUGACAGUUUUACCUACAACGCUUACAUAGUUCCAACUCUCUUCUUGUUGAUGUUCCCAAUAGCCUUGUUGUUGAAUGUUGUGGCAGCAUGGGUGUCUGUGCAUCUGAAGUCUACCUCCACUUUUGUCGUGUACCUGAAAAAUCUAGUAGCUGCUGACAUAAUUAUGACCCUGAUGAUCCCAGUCAAAGCUGUUGGAGACUUUCCUGGCACAUGGGAACAACUAUAUGGACCAACAUGUCGUUUUUUCACUGUCAUUUUCUACAAUGCACAGUACACAUGUAUCGCACUGUUGGGACUAAUCAGUCUGGAUCGCUUCUUUAAGAUCAUGAUGCCACAAAGCAGAUUGCUUGGGCAAAGUCUGACCAUGAGCAAAGUGAUAUCUGCCACAGUCUGGCUUGUUCUGUUCGGAGGUACAGGUUUGCCAAAUAUCCUACUGACGAACAAAUCAGUAGCCAAUAUAUCAUUAAUCACCACGUGUGUUGUUCUGAAAGGACCAGCAGGAGUAAAGUUCCAUGAAACAACAUCUCUCCUCCUGAACAUAUUCUUUUGGCUGGUUAGUUUGGUCAUCAUGGUUUGCUACAUCUGCAUCGCAAACAGAGUCAUCCAGUCCUACAGAAACUCUGGUAGCAACAACAGCAAUGGAAAGCAGAAAAUCAAACUGCGCGUUUUUCUCGUUGUCAUUGUGUUUUUCAUCUCAUUUGGUCCAUACCACAUGAUCAGGAUCCCGUACACGUCUCAGCAAGUCAGCUAUUCUAAAACAGACUGCUCUCACACCUAUGAAUAUUUAAGGUUUGCCAAGGAACUCAGCCACUGGCUUGCUACAACAAACAUCUGCAUGGACCCCCUGAUCUAUGUCUUCCUUUGUCGAGAGUUCAAGGAGAAACUAAUGUCAAUGAUGAAAACCGGCUUUAUUUCUUUUAAAGGGAAUUCAAAAUAAAAACUCAAAGACUAUCUGCCCCAUUGAAGCUACAGUCAAAUAUGUGGCCAUAUCUCUAACAUAGAUCUUUUUUUGUUUUUGUUUACAUUGG
Molecule: messenger RNA, 1117 nt
Organism: Girardinichthys multiradiatus
Lineage: Eukaryota; Metazoa; Chordata; Actinopteri; Cyprinodontiformes; Goodeidae
Product: P2Y purinoceptor 13-like
Exons: 2
Coding region: 1-1026 (341 amino acids)
Biological process (GO): G protein-coupled receptor signaling pathway; negative regulation of adenylate cyclase activity
Cellular component (GO): membrane
Molecular function (GO): G protein-coupled purinergic nucleotide receptor activity
Source: RefSeq, a predicted model, not a curated record